This is a messenger RNA of Arvicola amphibius (Eurasian water vole), 660 nucleotides long. It is a transcript of the gene Dynlt4, whose product is annotated as dynein light chain Tctex-type 4. The coding region runs from base 1 to 660 and encodes 219 amino acids. Gene Ontology annotation, molecular function: dynein intermediate chain binding. Gene Ontology annotation, cellular component: cytoplasmic dynein complex; cytoplasm. NCBI's taxonomy places the organism in Eukaryota, Metazoa, Chordata, Mammalia, Rodentia, Cricetidae. The record is from RefSeq and is a predicted model, not a curated record. Gene Ontology annotation, biological process: microtubule-based movement. The transcript has a single exon.
AUGGCUGGCAGGACUCUGCAAUCAGGACACCCGGAAGAGGAUACUACCAAAGACCUGGCUCUGAAAUUACCACCAGGGAAGUCUGGAGGUCACCUGGCCAGCAUUGAUGAGACCCGACCUGUAGGCCCAGGCCCAGCCUCCCGUCGCGGCUCCCUGCUGAGCCUACACCCAUCCUUUUCACGCCGCAACUCGCUGGCAGGACCCCUAGUAGGUCUUGGAGGUCGACGACCAUCCCUGGGCCUGAUGCCCCCUUUAGGUUCACGAGUUAGUUUUUCUGGGUUACCCAUCAUGCCUGCCCGUCGGAUGGCACCCUCAUACCGCACCGAACCAGCGCCAGGCGAGCGCUGGGAAGCUGCAAGCGCUCAGCGUGUCCUGGAGGCAGCACUGGAUGCAGGGCUGAGCAAUGUGUGCUACUCGGGUACCGAGGCGGGGAAACUGGCACAGGCGCUGUGUGAACAGAUACGCAUACAUGUGCGGGAGCUCAGCCUACCCCGCUACAAACUGGUGUGCAGUGUGGUGCUGGGACCACGCCAGAGACAGGGCGUGCAUGUGGCCAGCCGGGCACUCUGGGACGCAGCGCAUGAUGGACUGACCUCUGCCACCUUCACCAACACUUCACUGUUCGCCGUGGCUACUGUCCACGCAGUUUACUGGGAAUGA